AUGUGUGUUUGUAUGUGUGAGUGUCAUUAUUGUCCUUCUUUUGUUUGUACUGCAGUCCUCCCUCCUGUGUGUGUGUGCGUGUGUCUUUUCCCGCAGAAUGAGAUGGCAGUCGAGGGGUUGAAACAAUAUCUGCAGCGGUGGCGACGAGGUGGGCGUGUGAGCGGGGCAACGCCAACAACGCCUUUGGUUGACACGGAGCUGCCACGUAGCUUCAGGCCACAUCGCAUCGUUCCUCGCGUUUAUCUGGGGGCUCUGAAGGAUGUGCAAGACACCUGGGAAUUGCAUCAACGUCUUCUACCGGAGGAAAUGCUGUUGAUUGUGUCUACAUGUGCGUGCAGUUUUAUGCCACAGCUGGAAAUGCGGCAAAUACUUCCAGUGAGAAAAAAAUGCAGAGAAAAAGGCGUUUCACCUCGAGUGCGGCGGCUCGCAGUGUGUUCGUGGGAGCAGCUGGAAGAGCGCAUCUCGAAUCCCUUAGACGGCGUGACUUCUCCCGCGGCAGCGGACGAGGUCAUGGUGGCAACGGCCCAAUGGUUGAGACAAUCACUGGAGUCAGGGUCGUUUGUUUGCGGUGGCAAGACAAUGGAAGCGCGGGUAUGUAGAGAGAGGGAGGAGAGUGAUGACGUGGGGUUGGUGUAUUUGAAAUUGUCUCUGCCAUGGAGGGACGAAUCGCCAUUUCCGGUGUGGGAGCAUUUCCAUGUAUCCACAGCAAUUAUGCGGGCGGUGGUGGAUGGAUUGGGUAAGGCGGUGGUGUGUCACUGCAUUGCGGGAGUCUCACGCUCCGUCACGCUGGUCUGCGCGUUCCUCCUCCGCUGCUUUUGUGAUGAUUCAACUGUGAGUAGCCGCCCAUGCACGGCUAAGGAGGCUGUUAAAACAGUCAUUGGCUUUGUGCGUGAAGUUCGGCUAUGUGCGUGUCCAAAUGAUGGCUUCAUGCAGCAGCUUGCGGAGUACACCAGCCGUCUCCUCUCCGCCUCAGUGAAUUUUCCCUAA
Molecule: messenger RNA, 987 nt
Organism: Trypanosoma cruzi
Lineage: Eukaryota; Euglenozoa; Kinetoplastea; Trypanosomatida; Trypanosomatidae
Exons: 1
Coding region: 1-987 (328 amino acids)
Biological process (GO): protein dephosphorylation
Cellular component (GO): cytosol
Molecular function (GO): protein tyrosine/serine/threonine phosphatase activity
Source: RefSeq, a predicted model, not a curated record